UCGAUCGAUACAUUUCCACUUCCUUUACACCCCGGGUUCACUUUGGAAGGCUGUUGAUUAUGGUUUUCGGUGCACGUGCUGUCAUUUUUCUUUAUUUUUAGCUGUUUUUUUACGAACGGGGAAAACACUUUUGAGAAGAAUUAUUACAAGCGCCCUAUUAAUUCUUUCAUCCGACAGUUUUUAUCACGUCCCAUCGGUGGGUUAGUUCAGUGUGUGUGUCUGGUGUUGGAAAACGUCCCGUUGGCCGCUGGCUGGCUGGCUGUACCGCCGGGACUCCUCCUCGGUGUUCGAAAAAGCAGUUUACGCCGGAGUGCGUUCACACCGGGGAGUCGCUGGAGUCCCAGAGAACCGAACAUAGAAGAGUGCGAUGGUCAAGAGCGGGUUGACCACUAGAAAGCAGAUAGAGUAGACUAAGCUCGCACUUCUCUUCGGCUCUUGCGGUCCCCCCGAUUCGUUCUUCACCCGUCCCUCCCGCCCUCCUCCAGCAUGGGCGCUUACCUGUCCCAGCCCAACACCGUGAAAUCCUCCGCCGACGGCGGAAACCAGCAUCUGAGCUUCGGGUUCGCGGCCAUGCAGGGCUGGCGUGUCUCCAUGGAGGAUGCGCAUAACUGCAUUCCGGAGCUUGACGAAGAAACGGCAAUGUUUGCAGUUUACGAUGGACACGGAGGUGAGGAAGUAGCAUUGUACUGCUCCAAAUACCUCCCAGAUAUAGUCAAGGAUCAAAAGGCAUACAAAGAUGGCAAGCUGCAGAAGGCUCUGGAGGAUGCCUUUCUGGCUAUUGACGGCAUGAUCACGACAGAGGAUGUGAUAAAAGAACUGGCUCAGAUCGCCGGCCGUCCUCAGGAAGAUGCAGCAAAGGACCGAGUAGCUGAAGAAGAUGACGUGGACAAUGAGGAAGCUGCGCUUUUGCACGAAGAGGCCACCAUGACGAUUGAGGAGCUGCUUGUCCGCUAUGGGCAGAACCUGAACUCUGUCAGAUAUGGGAAAAAAGCCAGCCCUGCAUCCAAGAAAGAAGCUGGGGAUGAGGUGAAGUCCCACUUGGAGAAGGGGGUAAAUGGGGAGGCAGAGUGUGAGGCCACAGGAAGUGAGAGCAGCAAUGGGAAGGAGAAGGUUGGAGGCUCAGAGGAUGGGGCUGGCGGCACAGGGGAUGGGGCCAGCAGUAAAGCUCGGGGUUCCAAGACGAGGGCCUGCCGGAAAGCAGGAGGAGAUACUGGGGCUGGAGACUCAGGUCAAGGCGAAAAGGCAGCCAAGAUGGAGGGGGAGGCCGGGCCCUCCUGCUCUUCCUCCACAGCGCAGGCCCAGUCUGGAACCAAGUCAAAGUUCUUUGAGGACAGUGAAGAGUCUGAGGAGGCAGAAGAUGAGUCUGAAGAUGGGGGCAGCGAAGAAGAGGACUGCAGCGAGGAAGAUGAAGCUGAAUACAGCAGUGAAGCAGAUGAAGAAGAUGACACUGAAGAGGAUGAUGAAGAGGAAGAAGAGAUGUGCCUUCCCGGGAUGGAUGGGAAAGAAGAGCCUGGCUCAGACAGUGGCACCACGGCAGUGGUGUCUCUAAUUCGGGGCAAACAACUAAUUGUGGCCAACGCCGGGGACUCGCGCUGUGUUGUGUCGGAGAAGGGCAAAGCUGUGGAUAUGUCCUACGACCACAAACCUGAGGAUGAGGUAGAACUGGCCCGGAUCAAAAACGCUGGUGGGAAAGUCACCAUGGAUGGAAGGGUCAAUGGAGGGCUCAACCUUUCCCGAGCUAUAGGGGACCACUUUUAUAAACGGAACAGGGCGCUUGCUCCAGAAGACCAGAUGAUCUCAGCCAAGCCUGACGUCAAAGUGCUCACUCUUAAUGAUGAUCAUGAAUUCAUGGUCAUUGCGUGUGAUGGAAUCUGGAAUGUUAUGAGCAGCCAGGAAGUGGUGGACUUUGUCAGCGAGAGGAUAAAGCCCGGUGAGGACGGGAAAGUCCGAGCACUUUCCUCCAUCGUAGAAGAGCUGCUGGACCACUGCUUGGCACCAGACACCUCUGGGGAUGGCACAGGCUGCGACAAUAUGACCUGUAUCAUCGUGACCUUUGCUCCCCACCCCUGCAGCAGCCAGGCUGAGGGCACCAAGAAGCGCAAACCUGAGGAGAGCAGCCCAGAGAAGAACGGUAGUGACAGCAAGAAGACCAAGACGGAAUAGCCCUUGCCGGGCCAUAUCUGCAGGGCCAUUUUUAACAAUCAGUUAGGACUUCUCUUGCACCUCCUCCUCCUCCAAAAAUGACAGCUUCUGAGGGAAGACUGUGACCGCCUCGGAGUCCGGAUGCGGUUAUAGCUGUGUUUCUAACACACUGUAAAUGUAAAUCUGCCAUUUCUGUUUCUGGUUUCUAAUUAUUUUGUUGCCUAAUUCUCCCCCGUUCCACCAUCUGUUCAACAGCAAUAUUACGGUGUCUGAAGGUCUUGAGGGAAAAAGAGUGCUGUUGAUGAGUCUGAAGUAGUAUGUGAAUCCUAUAUGUGCUAUAUGUUGUUAUCCAUGCCCGUAUUUUUAUGUAUAUAUUUCUUUCAUACUUGUCAGUUCUGAGGAAGUCUGAAGAAGUGCUUUUUUUGUAAUUGUGUGGCCAUGUGACUGUUGGUGCUUAUUCUUCAAACACCAACAUGUUACUACAUUCAAAUACACAUUUUUAAAAAAUGUGAGGUCCUGUCUUUAUUUUGUCAUCAAAAAUGGAGGGAAAACAGUAGUGCUUGACAAAAUUUCUUGUUUCUGUUCUAGCUUGUUUAAAAUAAUGAGGGGAAUACAUAAUAUAAAUCCUAGAAUGGUCCCAGAAUAUGCUGAAGAUCAUGUUUAAUAAAAACCAAAUAAUAGAUUCAAUGUAUCUCCUUAGAUUUCUGUACAACUUGAUCACAUCAUACAAUGUAAAGGGUUUAUUUUUUUUCCUUUCUUCAUUUUCACUUGAGGUGUCGCCAGGACUCAACUGUGUUCUAUACACCAUAAGGCAUGUAGUACUGAAUGUGGCAGUAUUGCCUUAAACCUGAAGAAAUUCUACCUAGGUCCCAGGUAUUAUCAGUGGGAUUUAGUUUGAGCCAAAUUACAUUUAUGUUUCUUUGUAGUUUCUCAUUUUCUUCUGAAUCUGUGAACACCUGUGCAGUUCCAUAGGUUUAUAUACAAGGUAUUUUUGAAUAUAUAUUUUGGUACUUUUUAAGAGCAUCAUUGUGA
Molecule: messenger RNA, 3174 nt
Organism: Scleropages formosus (Asian bonytongue)
Lineage: Eukaryota; Metazoa; Chordata; Actinopteri; Osteoglossiformes; Osteoglossidae
Gene: ppm1g
Product: protein phosphatase, Mg2+/Mn2+ dependent, 1G
Exons: 10
Coding region: 487-2163 (558 amino acids)
Biological process (GO): protein dephosphorylation
Cellular component (GO): nucleoplasm
Molecular function (GO): protein serine/threonine phosphatase activity; cation binding
Source: RefSeq, a predicted model, not a curated record